This is a messenger RNA of Melanotaenia boesemani (Boeseman's rainbowfish), 6005 nucleotides long. RefSeq names its product potassium voltage-gated channel, KQT-like subfamily, member 5a (gene kcnq5a). Lineage: Eukaryota; Metazoa; Chordata; Actinopteri; Atheriniformes; Melanotaeniidae. The record is from RefSeq and is a predicted model, not a curated record. Gene Ontology annotation, cellular component: membrane. Gene Ontology annotation, biological process: transmembrane transport; potassium ion transport. The transcript is spliced from 14 exons. The coding region runs from base 333 to 3191 and encodes 952 amino acids. Gene Ontology annotation, molecular function: voltage-gated potassium channel activity.
AGAGUUAGUUGGGGAAAGGAGGGUGGGAGCGCCCCCCCCCCACCGACAAAUGUCUCGAUGGAUCCACUCCUUCAUAACCCAACUCUUGUUCAGACUUGCGCAGAUGGUCAAAGUGUCCAAUCGGACUCUGACUCUCCUCAAAUAACCAUUGCGUGACAUUAUGAGAGCUGAGUCAAAAACUGACCCCUAGACCGCUUCUUUGUUUUAUUUUGGAUAGCAUAAAGUAAAAGUUAAAUUAAAUAUAGCCAAACACCCUCAGGAGAAAGAGCGCGUGGUAGCAUGUGAAUGUCUGCCGGUCUCCUUGCGCACUCUACGCUCUCGCUGGUGAUGCCAUGCCGCGAAGUCACACCGGCGAAGAGAGCGGCGGCAACGGGCUCUGGGUGAAAACCUCCAUUGGAAGCCGGGCGCAGGACUACCCCUUGAAAGAUGUGGAGUCUGGACGGAAGACGAUGAAUAACGCGGUCCGGGUCGGAGACGGUCUCCUGUCACCUGCCGCGGCAGGUGCGGCGGGACCAGAGAGGAAGCAGGGCGCCCGGCUCAGCCUGCUGGGGAAGCCGCUGACCUACAGCGCGCAGAGUGGGCGCAGGAACGCGCGGUACCGGCGGCUCCAGAAUUACCUCUACAACGUGUUGGAGAGACCAAGGGAAUGGGCUUUUGUCUACCACGCUUUUGUGUUCAUCCUGGUAUUUGGAUGUCUGGUCCUCUCUGUAUUUUCCACCAUUCCUGCUCACCAGGAAUUUUCCUCACACUGCUUGCUCAUCCUGGAGUUUGUGAUGAUUGUAGUGUUUGGCCUGGAGUACAUUAUUAGGAUAUGGAGUGCUGGUUGCUGCUGUCGCUACAGAGGGUGGCAGGGACGCCUCCGCUUUGCCAGGAAACCCUUCUGUGUCAUAGAUAUCAUCGUACUUAUCACCUCAGUUGCUGUGGUUUCAGCUGGUAGCCAAGGUAACGUCUUUGCCACCUCUGCGUUGCGUAGCCUUCGUUUCCUUCAGAUCCUGCGCAUGGUGCGUAUGGACCGCAGGGGAGGAACAUGGAAACUGCUCGGCUCUGUAGUUUAUGCACAUAGUAAGGAGCUGGUGACUGCUUGGUAUAUUGGGUUCCUGGUGCUUAUCUUCUCCUCCUUCCUGGUCUAUCUGGUGGAGAAAGAAUUUAACAAGGAGUUUGACACAUAUGCUGAUGCUCUGUGGUGGGGCACGAUCACUCUAACAACUAUUGGCUAUGGUGACAAGACCCCGCAGACAUGGACAGGACGGCUAUUAUCAGCUGGUUUUGCUCUACUGGGGAUCUCCUUCUUUGCCCUGCCAGCUGGAAUCCUGGGGUCAGGGUUUGCCCUGAAGGUGCAGGAGCAGCAUCGGCAGAAGCACUUUGAAAAAAGAAGGAACCCAGCUGCCAGCCUCAUCCAGUGUGUCUGGCGUAGUUAUGCUGCUGAUGAGAACUCGGUUUCCAUUGCUACCUGGAAGCCUCAUUUGAAGGCGUUGCAUACCUGCAGUCCUGCCAAGAAAGAGCAGGGCGAGACUACUUACAGUCAGAAGUUGAGCUUUAAAGAGCGGGUCCGGAUGGCAAGUCCUCGAGGUCAGAGCAUGAAGAGCCGGCAGACGUCCAUAAAUGACCGCCAGCGCUGUUCCCCUGGCAACGAGGUGGUGGGCAGCAGUGAGCUGAUGGGCGGGAGCCCUGCCAAAGUGCAGAAGAGCUGGAGCUUCAACGAUCGCACCCGGUUUAGACCAUCUCUGAGGCUGAAGAGCCAAACUCGCACUGCUGCCCCAGAUGUUGACGCAGGCAUGACCACGGAGGAUUCCUUUGAUGAGAGAGGCUGCCAUUGUGACGUUACAGUGGAGGAUCUUUCAGCUCCCCUCAAGGCGGUCAUCAGAGCUGUCAGGAUCAUGAAAUUCCAUGUGGCAAAGAAGAAGUUUAAGGAAACUUUGCGUCCAUAUGAUGUGAAGGAUGUGAUUGAGCAGUACUCUGCAGGACACCUGGACAUGCUCUGUCGCAUCAAGAGUCUUCAGACCAGAGUGGAUCAGAUUCUGGGAAAAGGCCAAAUUCCUAUGGAUAAGAAACCAAGGGACAAACUGCUCCAGGAUGGAGACUCUCUGGAGGGCAUGAGCAUGCUGGGACGUGUUCAUAAAGUGGAGAGACAGGUCACCUCCAUCGAGUCAAAGUUAGACUCUUUGCUGGAUAUUUAUCGGCAAGUCCUACAGAAAGGCCCUUCAGCUCUCACUCUGUCCUCCCUGCCUCUGUUUGAGCUGGACAACCAGCACCACCAGUCAGACUACCCAUCCUCCCCCCGGGGAGGUGAUCCCAUCAGAAGCCGAGGAGACAACAGUGGUGGCAUGCACCGUUCCCUUAGUGCUAAUCCCAGAGGCCUGCGCCUCAUAUUGGCACCUGCCGAUGACGAUGGUCCUCCAGACUCAGCACCUCCAUCCUACCCUCCAUCCACUGCCUCCCUCUCCCCAUCACCCCUGCUGCCCCCAGAUAGCCCUUACCCAACCUUGGUGACCCCUUCCAAAAAAGCACACUUCCCUGAUCUGCCGCCUCCGCCUCCCUCAACAGGAAGUUUCACCCUUCAGCUGCCCCCCAUAUUGCAGCCCUCUCACCACCGAUGCCCAACUGAUCUGGUCUCAGAUGAUAUGACAGAUGGAGUAGCAGUGGGUGAGGGGAGUCUGGGCCCCUCUGUUGUUGUGGGAGGCAGCAUUGAUGAUGACCAAGAGGGGGAGGACACUGAGGCAAGCUCUGUACAGGGAAGGGUGAAACUGCAGGAAAAGCCUGGCUUGAAAUCUGAGGGGGUCUGGAGGAGGCAUUUGAGCCUUGAGGUUAACCCCUUGCUGCUUCUCUCAUCUAACCAAGAGGGGAGGCCUUCAGACUGGGGAGGCAGUCUUGGGAAAUCCCUCUCCGUGCAUAACCUCAGCCAGCCUUUAACCAACCGCGCCCCCGGUCUCUCCUCUGCACUUAACAACAGCAGCAGCAGCAGCAACAGUAGCGAACGUGGCAACGGCCACGGUGACCUCAGCAACUGGGAUGGAACGGACCUCUUCAUUAAUGAUUGCAAGCUGGAGCCAGCAGAUGAACAUUUCAACUUCCUGUCUCAAGAACCUGAGAGCAGCCCCUCAGACAUUUUACAGACUGUGGAGGAGACCGUACCUCAUCCAAAUGGAAACUCAGAGUUUCACAGUCAGUCCUCACACAUACAGCUAGUAUAGACACACACAAUGACAAAACACACACAUAAACUCCAAACUGUAUGUACACACUAUUGUGGCUGAAGCCGCUUUUUAAAGUAUUUAUACAGGUGACUGCACACAUUAUGUUCCAGAUCUUACAAUUAGAUACUUUGUAUGUGAACAAACAAUGCUUUUCUAUUUUGUCUCGCAUGAUUAUGUCCAGAUACAUACAGGUUUUUAUUAUCCUACACACUUUUAAUGUGACACCUAAAUUACUACAGGCUAUACAGUAAAAGAAUGUACAAAUCUGAAUGCAAAUGGCCGUUUUCAUAUUACACAAAAUAUGAAAACAAUACUCAAAUAGGAGAGGUAGCAACAGAAAAGAUUUAAAAGGUUUAUUUUAAGAGAACAAAAAAGUAAUGUUUUUCUUUCUGACUUUAGAUAUCAGAGUGUACAUCCAAAUUAAAUCAUUUGACUCCUCACAGAAUCAGUGACGAGUCAGUUUUCCUUCUGUAUUUUUAGUCUGGACCUCCAACCAAAGAACUUAAUCUGGACUUUUCAGCAGAACAAGUCCAAUCUGUCAUAAAAGCAGGAAAAAAAAUAUUUUCAAUUAUGCUGGGGUGCAUUGAAAGUUGCAAGAGCUGAAAGCCUGUGCAAAUGAUACGUCAUGUUUGGCCAAACUUGCAAACACACACUGACACAGAUAACCAUUUAUCACAACCUUCAAGUACUCUAGGUAGAGUCAACUAGACCAAGAACUGCAAAUUAGGAAUGACAACAGUUUUUAUACAAAUGGUUAUGUUGGAGUAUUCUGUAAAGAAGAGGAGAGCUAUUCACUCUGCUUCAUCAGUGUUUGUCUUUGAAAACAUGCUGUCAUACAUAUCGCUGCAUGGACAGUUUCCAAAAAUAAAUGAAUGAAAAGAAAAGGCCUGCAGAGAUGGGAAAUGUUGAGCUGAGAAAACUGAUAAAAAUCAACAAACCCACAGCAUGUAUACAGACCAGACCAGCGUCUCAUUAUUAUGAAGAAAUUAUAACAUUUAUACGAUUUUUUAGUUUGUCAGUAAAUUGUAGUUUAAAUUGAUAUAGAAACCCAAUCAUAGCAGUUACCCAGUAUUGAACCACUUUCCACUGGGUUUGGAUAAUAGCCCAGUUAAUUCAUUGCUAAUGGUUCAGUUGCUGAACUGCAAUAAAUUAAACAAGGGGGCCGUCUCAACCAAGCAUGAGAUGCUGCAUGUCUAAGCCGUUGCAAAACUUAAAGACAUAAGGAGAGACUUAAGAGUUGCUGGUGGUCUGGUUGUCCUUCUGCAUGAUCAAAAUUGUUUUUACAAAUCUUUGACAAACAAAAUCUGCCUAUAUGUAGGUCUUUUUUUAUUCUAGGUUGAAUUAAUUUGGUAGUGAAGAGCAUAACCUAGAUGUGACUGUUAUGCUCUUUGUGUAACAUAUAAAAAGCAUUUUGUUCUUUUGUUGUUUUAUUUUGUUUUUGAGAAACCCUUUUUUACAUCUUGUGAAUCAGUUUAUGAAUAAAUGCUGCUAGACUGAUUUAAGACACAGUAUGAACAAGAAGAAGUGAAAAUUUAACUUACAGGGCAGAAUGUUAUCAGUUCAGCAUGCAUGUUAUUUCAUUCAAGUUUACUGAAAAGGUUAAUGUGGCUCAUGCAGUCGCAGUUCAUAUACACAGCAGUGGCAAUGAGGUCACUCUUGAAAUAAGAAAAUCAAAAGAGACUCAUCUGCAAUAAAAAUUAAAUGAGGCUUGCAUAUUGCUUUUUUUUUAUCUCUGUGCCCCAAAAAGAUCCUUUAUAAUUUACCCAGAUUAUGGUGCACAAUUAUGUAUCAUGCACCCUUAUCCUAGUUAAAAUAAUAAACAAUUUGAACUUAUUUUUACUGAAGUGGACUUGAGUAGUAGACAUUUAAUCUAUAUUCAAAUCAAAAAGUAAAUCUUUCACUGACAGGCUUUGGGAAAAAAAUUGUUUGUCUUAACUGACACCGUUUUCAUUGAUGCCCUGCUUGUAGAUGGGUUAAUUAUUAUGCACAAAAAAAUGUGUCAGCUUUUAUGUUUCUUUGGUUUCUAUUUUGAUUAAUUUUGUAAACAGUAACAGCAGUCUUAAAAAUGUCUUUUAUUGUUGUAAUGGCAUCCUUUUUUCAUCCUUAUUUUUAAAUAAUUUUCCCCAGUGAUAAAGUGCAUUUCUUAGAAAAUUAACCCUCUGUAAUGAAAUAUAACAAGUAUUCUUUUUUUUAACAAAUUACAAUUGUUAACACGUGUAUGAUUUUUAUAUAUUCUGUACACCCUGCAGGAGUUGUUCUGGUAUGAUGAAAUAUAAAUUUAUCACAAAGCUCAGCUGUUUCUGGUGAGUGCUAGGAGCCUGACAAAUGUGACAUGGUAGGUUAAUGCUCGUCUGUUAUUGGAAUAGAUUUGUUGUAGUUAUUGAUUGAAUUUUGCUACAUAUGAUAAACUCUGUAAGCGUAUGGACUCCCAUCCUAGAGGGGCUGUUCCCCCCAUAAAACAUGCUUACUUUUGCAAUCUGUAAAUUGCUUGAGGGUGCCUUUAUUGCAUAUAAAAUCCUUUUAUUUUGAUCUGAUAGAGUUAUGAAGGCACAGUUUGCCAACAGCCUAUAUUAUAAUGUACUGAAGUCAAACUGCUUAUUUUGGAUGGGGCAUCCAGUGUCAUUAAGUCAUGUCAGUAAAGCCACAAACUUUAUGGCCUGGGUGGCUGAUAAUACCAUUUCUCUACUGCUUGAACGGUAAUUUAUUACACAGAUGGCCUUAAAGCUUGAUAAUGUAAACAUUAUUAUUCAUUUGAAAUUAAUUUAUUUAAGUGCACAUUAUGUUCUCUGAAUGAGAAAUGCAAAAAUAAUU